GCCACCACCACCACCACCACCACGAUCACCACCAGCAACCGUAAUACCAGUUUCGCCCUCUCUCACCAGCCGGCGAAUAUCAUUCACUCUUUACGCCAUCGCCUCUCGUUCUAUCCGUCCGCUCGCCGCCUGUCCGACCGCAUUCGUUCACUCCAUACCAUCCAUCCCCCGCCACUAACUGUCUGCGCCUCGCCCGUUACAAUACAACUGCAUCGCCUUUCCACUGCUUGCCACAAUUCAGCCUCUUACCGUGCCAAACAUACUCCGGAAGCAAAAGCCCUGCCAUUGUUAUCAGGACACUACACGCCAUCCAAUCUUGUAUCCUCGCUCGUUCGCAUCACUUCAAGACCGCCCGAGCGACCCUUGUCUGGAACCGUUCGUGUUAUCACCCAUGCAGGGCAUCCUACUGACUAUACCAUUACCAUACUCUGCAACAUAAUAUAAUGGCGAAACGACCGGAUUAUAUCGACCUUCGCGCUCAUUCGUACGACUCUACACGUUCAAACUAUGACCUACCCUCCCCGCGAACUGGCGAGAUACCUCCGGCGCUUUCACCGUUGGAUGCAUUUGCACUCCAGAGUCGUAUGCUGGCAAGACAUUUCGAGCAACCAAACAAGAAUGGCAGACGUCUCAGUAGGCUACCGCCCAACACCGUUGAAAGUCAGUUCGGCCGAUCGCGGCCGUUUCUCACCCGCACCAUAACCGAGACAGCUGCAGACGAAUACGAGCCAGACACGAGCGCAGAACAAAUCAUAACCCCGGAGAAAGUUGAGAAUAGACAUAAGUCGUUCUAUCCAGUCAUCCAAUCGGACGAUGCUCUUCUUCAGCCAACAAAACAGUCAUCGCACUUCAAAAAUGAGCUUUCUCCGGUUGGAGAGGGAUACUCACCUACCCAGGGAUCGGAGUCGCAAAUCGACUACUUCCAGAUCCCACGAGCGCUGUCGCCAGACUUUCUAGACGGCAAGCCUGCGAAUGAAUCUCGAGAUGUCACUCCCAAUCAACGGGACCACUCCUAUCCACCCCGAGACAAGCCGAGGAAACUGACUGUCAGCUCGAUCGCAUCGGGCGGCUCAGGCAAUUCUGGGCGGUACAGCCCGAGUCCUCAUCUGCUGCCACUACCCCAAGCAUCUCCAGGAAUACCAAAAUCACCGAGGAGUAUACGUUCGGUGCCUGUGGAGCCAACAGAUGAUUUUGACGGCUUAUCGCUAGGGGGCUCCUACGACUCUCUUCCAACGCAGCACAUGUCAUCAAAUUCUAGUUUUUCCAACAGAGCCCCGUCACCGUUCUCUCCCAUGAUUGGGUCUUCAAUUCCCAGAUCACCCUCAGUUUCGUCGGAAUAUUCUGUCGGGGGCUCCAGACUGGGUAGACCCUCGUUCAACUUCUCGAGGCCACUCAGUGCGCGUCCAUCAUUUGACGCAAGAACGCCUAUUGAGCCUCCUCCACGACACACGUUGGAGCAUGGUCACGAAUCAAGACCUUCACUCGAAGUGCCAAUCCGGCAAGGUUCCGGAGACAGCUCACAACACAACUAUCCUCUCCACGAAGUACACACGCCUGUCAGCAUGACCAGUGAUGAGUACCACUCUGCCAGAGAAGACGACCCGCAUGGCACAGCGGGAUCAUACAUCUAUUCGAAAUACAGUUUGCCGCGAGGCCGGGCCUUGCAGCGCGAGUCCAUUGGUCCAGCAGAGUUUAUGAACAAAAUAUGGGAAAAUCCAUCGAACCGGACGAGCGUCACAGGAGCCACCAGUGCUCGACCGCAUUCGCCACCAUCGCCACCGCGGACUGGGAACAGCAUGCCAGAGCAGAAGGACAGUCUGAAUACGGUGCCCAUCUCGACGCGCGGUGCCUCGUUCGACGAGCAAGUUCUCGCACGGCCCAGCCAGCACGUCUCCAAUCCGUCUGCGCCAUCCAUCGCCUCGAGUAAUAGCACCAUCAAGGCAAGUGCGACGGCAAGCCCAAGCACCGCGUCCAAGCCCAUGUCCGACUGGACGGCCGAAGAACACCUUGAGAAGGGCAUUGAAUGCCACGAAUCCGGCUCACUCCAGAAAUCCACGUACCAUUUACGGUUCGCUGCGCGCGGCGGGCAUCCGACCGGCAUGCUCCUCUACGCACUCGCCUGUCGGCACGGCUGGGGCAUGCGGCCGAACCAGGCAGAAGGCGUGAAAUGGCUCAAGCAAGCCGUCGACCUGGCGCAAUCCGAGGUGGCCGAAGACGAAAACUCGACCAAGCAGGGCAAGCCGCACGACCGCAUCUCGAGCAAGACACACAAGGCGCAGUUCGCGCUCGGCAUCUACGAGCUUGGAGUCAGCUACAUGAAUGGCUGGGGCAUCAACCAGGACAAGAAGAUGGCGCUGCGAUGCUUUGAGAUUGCGGGCAACUGGGGCGAUGCGGACGCCCUGGCCGAGGCCGGGUACUGUUACACUGAGGGCAUCGGCGCGAAGAAGGAUAUGAAGAAGGCGGCAAAGUUCUACCGAGCGGCCGAGGCGAAAGGCAUCAGCAUGGUUGGGAAUAACUGGAUCUACAAGGACAAAUACAUGGACCAAGACGGCGCCGCUGCCGCCGCCGCCUCCACCGACGACUCAUCCGACCGUCGCCCACGCACCGCCAACAAGGACCCGUCAUCGACGAAGAAGCCGCGCGACAAAUCGCGAACGCGCACAAUCUUCGGUCGUAAAAAGUCCAUUGUCGCGUCUUCUUCUUCUUCUUCGGCGGCGGACGCUGCGCCGGCCUAAUGACACACUCCUCCCUCCCAUCCUGUCUUGUCUUGUCUUGUCUUGUCUUUGUCUCUGUCUGCAGAGUUAUUUUCCCCUUUUUUUUGUUUUGGGCGGGCGGGGUUCGUUGUGAGCACGACUUUGUCCAAAUACAGCGGCGGCGGCAGGUGGCGGCAGGUGGCGGCGUCUUAAUCAUGCAUACCUUUUGUCUUGUCCUCCUCCUCCUCCUCCUCCUCCUCCUCUUCCUUUUUUCUUUGUAUUUUUUGGGUUUGGGGAGAAUGGAAUGAACCCCUCUUCGCAUUCUCACAUCUGGGAGGUUUUUUUUUUUUUU
Pseudovirgaria hyperparasitica is the source of this 3045-nucleotide messenger RNA. RefSeq lists its product as uncharacterized. Bases 444 to 2735 code for a protein of 763 amino acids. Gene Ontology annotation, molecular function: protein binding. Lineage: Eukaryota; Fungi; Ascomycota; Dothideomycetes; Acrospermales; Acrospermaceae. The transcript is spliced from 2 exons. The record is from RefSeq and is a predicted model, not a curated record.